ACACUAAAAUAACCAUAAUUGUCUACAGUGUAUGAAUAAGGAGUUUAACUAUGAGCUAAUCCUUUUCUGUUUCAGUUUGAUUUCCAGAGAACGCAUAGGUGUGCAAGAAGCCUGUGGAAACACGACCUGUAUAAGAAAUGAGUCUUGAAGAAUCUUGAACUAUUGUCUCUCAGAUUUCUAUGAAAUCCCGGUUUAGGCAUGUUAAGGCAUGCAUCAACCAAUAUCACAGCAUGUGAAGCGUCUUUAGAUUGUGCUGAACUGCACAUAAUGUUACAUUAACUGGAUAGAUCUAGAAUGUGACCAUGUUCGCUUUAAGGAUUAUCAUUUUUAUUACACUUCUUCUUCUUAAUUAUGAUCUUUGUUCUUGUCAGUGUCCUCAUGCUGAAUAUAAAAUAGAGAAGCAAUGCUGUCCAAAGUGUGCCCCUGGAAACCACGUUGGCUGGCACUGCACAGAUGACACCAGCACAACUUGUGUUCCAUGCCCUCCAUUAACCUUCACUGAUGAACCAAAUGGCCUCGUGGAAUGCUUUCCCUGUACUGUAUGUGAUGCAAACCAAGGUUUAAGACUGAGUGAAGUUUGCACUCGGUCAUCAGAUACGGUUUGUGGGCCACUGGAGAGAUUCUACUGCAUUAAAGAAGAGAAAGGCAGCUGCACUUUAGCUGUGCAAUAUUCUGAAUGUAACCCUGGACAAUAUAUCAAACAAGCAGGAACUGGCUCCACAGAUCAUGUAUGUGCUAACUGUACAGGUGACACAUAUUCAAACGGAUCUUUCUCAUCCUGUUUACCACAUACAAAAUGUGAGGCCAUGGGACUUGCUGAAACAAAUCCAGGGACACAUUCAUCAGACUCUGAAUGUGGAGAUCCCCCUACUGCUGUAGCAAUCAUUGCCUCUAGUGUAAUAGUUACUUUAUUAUUAAUUACAGUAAUAAGUGUUUUAAUAUUUAAACACAUUCGGGAGAAGAAACUAUCUAAUAGUUCAGGUAAGCUUUAUUCACUUAUUUUUGUAGUAUGACAGCUAUGGUUUUUGUUUUCUAUUAUGGAAUUUUCUAUGAAAAUUCAACAAUCAUUUGAAACUGGGACACUUUGAAUCAUUCAUAUACACUGUAUAUUGCUGGAUUUAAAAAUGAUAGUGAUGUAAAGAGAUAAUAUAAUAUUAAUAUUAGAAUAUAAGAUAAUAUUAGAAUUAUAUUAGAAUGAUUUAUCAUGGAUUCAUUAAAUAAAUGCAGCUUUGCCGUCUCAUGUAUACUAUUUUAA
Molecule: messenger RNA, 1255 nt
Organism: Carassius auratus (goldfish)
Lineage: Eukaryota; Metazoa; Chordata; Actinopteri; Cypriniformes; Cyprinidae
Product: tumor necrosis factor receptor superfamily member 14-like
Exons: 5
Coding region: 303-1013 (236 amino acids)
Biological process (GO): negative regulation of alpha-beta T cell proliferation; defense response to Gram-positive bacterium; positive regulation of T cell migration
Cellular component (GO): external side of plasma membrane
Molecular function (GO): protein binding
Source: RefSeq, a predicted model, not a curated record